Vittaforma corneae ATCC 50505 is the source of this 849-nucleotide messenger RNA. RefSeq names its product ribonucleoside-diphosphate reductase small chain. Gene Ontology annotation, biological process: deoxyribonucleotide biosynthetic process. The transcript has a single exon. Gene Ontology annotation, cellular component: cytosol. Gene Ontology annotation, molecular function: ribonucleoside-diphosphate reductase activity, thioredoxin disulfide as acceptor. The annotation marks the transcript as partial. The record is from RefSeq and is a predicted model, not a curated record. Lineage: Eukaryota; Fungi; Microsporidia; Nosematidae.
GUGGACAUACACAAUGACCUAGAGGACUUCGAUAGGCUUACUAAGGAUGAGCAACACUUCAUCAAGUAUGUUCUUGCAUUCUUUGCAGCCUCUGACGGCAUUGUCAACGAGAACCUUGUGGAGAGAUUUUCAUCGGAGAUUACCAACUUGGAGGCAAAAUGCUUCUAUGGAUUCCAAAUAGCAAUGGAAAACAUUCACUCGGAAAUGUACUCGAAGCUUAUCGAGACAUACAUCCGUGAUGAGGACGAGAAGAAUUUCCUCUUCAAUAGUAUUAAAACCAUACCUUCCAUUGCCAGGAAGGCAGCCUGGGCCAAGAAGUGGAUCGAGUCGACCACGGAUUUCGACACAAGAAUGAUUGCAUUUGCUUGUGUCGAAGGAAUAUUCUUUUCAGGAUGCUUUGCAGCUAUCUUUUGGAUCAAGAAGAGAGGACUCAUGCCUGGACUGACAUUUUCAAACGAAUUGAUUUCAAGAGAUGAGGCAGUCCAUACAGAAUUUGCCUGUCUCCUCCACAAGCAUAUUGUGAGUAAAUGCACGAGAAUCAGGGAUAUCGUCAGGGAAGCUGUUGAGAUUGAAAAGCAGUUUAUCACGGAGAGUUUACCUGUGAGUCUUAUUGGGAUGAACUGUGCGUUGAUGUGCCAAUACAUCGAGUUUGUUGCAGAUAGGCUUCUUUAUAAUCUUGGAGAGAAGAAAAUAUUCAAUGCUAAGAACCCAUUCGACUUUAUGGAGAAUAUUUCACUGAUGGGGAAGACCAAUUUCUUUGAUAAGAAGGAGGCUAAUUAUCAAAAGGCUUUUGUUGGAAUCAAGGGAGAUGGCGAGAGCGAUAGCUUCAGGACUGACGUUGAUUUUUAA